Molecule: messenger RNA, 1968 nt
Organism: Drosophila takahashii
Lineage: Eukaryota; Metazoa; Arthropoda; Insecta; Diptera; Drosophilidae
Product: transmembrane protein 115
Biological process (GO): retrograde vesicle-mediated transport, Golgi to endoplasmic reticulum
Cellular component (GO): membrane; Golgi apparatus
Source: RefSeq, a predicted model, not a curated record
AGGCGACUCAAAGGUAUUUUCCCUGGAGCGGCGACUGGUCAUGCUGGGGCAACAAAAAUUGGAAAUAGUGGAGCAAAAUCGUAAAUAUUAGCAAAUGAGCCACCUUUACGACCCUCGAGCGUGUUGAGUUGCGAGGCCCACAAGCACCGAAGCGCAUUUAACCCCCGCCGGAUCGAGUCGCCCGCCCAGGAGCCGCGAGGACAACCCAAAAGCCGUCCGAACGCCAGGAGAAGCGCUCGCUGCCAUGUCAGCUCCGCUGGCCAGAAACUGGCCGUACAUCUGGCAACAGCUGAACGCCCUGCUGCACAACACCUCGCCGGUGAUCACCUUGAUCUGCGUGGUGACCACCUUCGGCUACCUGCUCUCCUUCUCGGAGCAGGCCAUCCUGCUGCUCAGCGUCACGCCCGGCUACAUCCUGCCCAACGGCAAGUUCUGGAUAUGGACCGCCUUCACGUUCUGCUUCAUCGAGCUGCACUGGUGGGAGGUGGCCGUCGACGUGGUCACCGUGGGCCUCUGCGGCAAGAUGCUGGAGCCCCUCUGGGGCCAGCUGGAGAUGUUCAAGUUCUUCGCGCUGAGCAACUUCGGCGUCUCGCUGCUGACCACCGUCUACUACCUAUUCUACUACAUGGUCACCAAGAACCCGACCAUCCUCUUCGACGUCCACAUCCACGGCCUGGCCGGCUACGUGGCCGGGAUCUGCGUGGCCGUGCGCCAGAUAAUGCCCGAUCACCUGAUCUUCAAGACGCGCUACGGACGUCUGACCAAUAGGAACGUCCCCCUCACCGUGCUCAUAAUGGCCAUUAUCAUGUGGGCCAUUGGCCUCCUGGAUGGCACGUAUCCGGCCAUGUUUGCCUCUGGAUCGCUCGUCUCCUGGAUCUAUCUCCGCUUCUACCAACACCAUCCCAAUGGGCGUGGCGACAGCUCCGAGAGCUUCACGUUCGUCAGCUUCUUCCCGAACGUAUCGCAGCCGUUUAUCAGCGUGUUGGUUAAUCCCAUUUACAACUGCUGUUUGCGGGCGGGCGUGGUCAAGACGCCCACUCCGCUGCGGACGAUAUCUACGGCCAGCUUGACGUCGAUAUCGGUGCAAAUGCCGGGCGUGGAUCCGCAUGAUAUCGAGCGAAGGCGACAAAUUGCUUUGAAGGCGCUGAGCGAGCGCCUAAAGGCCACGGACUCUAAUCGUCACUCCCAGUUGCCCAAGUCGUUCCCGCAGCAGCAGCAGCUGCAGCACCACCAUCACCAACAUGCGCCGCACCAGCAGCAAAAGCAUCACAGUCACGGCGGUGGGCACAGCCAUGGAGCGGGCCACAGUCACAGCCAUGGAGCGGGUCAUGGCCACAGUCAUGGCCCCGGCCCCGCUCAGAUGCCGCAGCCCGAAUUCCUGAAGCCCUCUGGCAGCGCCACUCAGCUGCCCAUCACAACGUCGCGGGCGGAGCCACGCAUGAUCAGCACAAUGAGCCCGAUCGCAAUACCCAUGCCGGCGCCACCGCCCAAGGAGGGCGGGAGUAUUCCGGGUCAGGGUGCCGAAUCCCCCGACGGCGGCGGUGCUACACUUAUCAAUCUGGACGACGUACCGUCCACGUCUUCGACGGCUUAGACAGUGAUUCUAUGCAAACAUAAAUGAAUUUUUGAUAUUUAAACGAAUGAUCUAAUGAUUUACGCCCAUGUUUUGUAUGAUCCUGCAUCAAGUACGUACCCCCCCAAUUCGCGUUCCCCCCUUUUGUAAUUACCGUUCGUGUGUUUCGUAGUGUCCUGUAGAUUAACGCUUGCUUGCUGCGCACACCGCCGGCCGUGCUCCUAGGAACAGUGAAGUAAUAAGAUAAAAGCGAAAAACAAAUACCUUCCAGGCGAUAUGAGAAUAACUAGAGCCUUUACAUAGAUGCAUACUUUCUGUUGUAGUCUUUACAUGUAAUUGAAAAUGAUGCUUUAUUUAGUUAAUAACUGUAAAUAUAUUUAAAUCUCCAAAAAUAA